Messenger RNA from Schistocerca serialis cubense, 1609 nucleotides. It is a transcript of the gene Pgk, whose product is annotated as phosphoglycerate kinase. The transcript has 8 exons. NCBI's taxonomy places the organism in Eukaryota, Metazoa, Arthropoda, Insecta, Orthoptera, Acrididae. Gene Ontology annotation, molecular function: phosphoglycerate kinase activity; ADP binding; ATP binding. The coding region runs from base 111 to 1358 and encodes 415 amino acids. Gene Ontology annotation, cellular component: cytosol. The record is from RefSeq and is a predicted model, not a curated record. Gene Ontology annotation, biological process: gluconeogenesis; glycolytic process.
UGUUCGCAGUUGUUGACCUUCUGAAGGUUGUCGUAGGAUUUUGCUUGAAACCGGCGUUCCGCGUGUGUACAACUUUUCGUCAGAGUAUUUAUUAUCUGGAACACAAUAACAUGUCUUUGAAUAAAUUGAGCAUUGAUAAGGUAGACCUGGCGGGUAAACGAGUUUUAAUGAGGGUGGAUUUCAAUGUCCCUUUAAAAGAAGGGAAGAUUACCAACAAUCAGCGUAUAGUGGCUGCGUUGGACACAAUAAAGUAUGCCCUUGAUAACAAGGCAAAGUCAGUUGUUCUCAUGUCACAUCUUGGACGGCCAGAUGGACACAAAGAUUUGAAGUACACAUUACAGCCGGUAGCAGAAGAGUUGAAGAAACUUCUAGAUAGGGAUGUACAGUUCCUUAAUGACUGUGUGGGGCCCGAGGUUGAAGCGGCCUGUGCGUCGCCUCCAGAUGGAUCUGUUAUUCUUUUAGAAAAUUUGCGAUUUUAUGUUGAGGAGGAGGGAAAAGGCGUAGACGAAGCAGGAAACAAGAUCAAAGCCUCCCCAGAAGAUGUUGCAAAGUUCAGAGAAUCUCUGAGGAAACUGGGUGAUGUUUAUGUAAAUGAUGCAUUUGGAACAGCACACAGAGCGCACAGCUCUAUGAUGGGAGAGGGUUUCGAUCAGAGAGCAUCUGGCUUUCUGUUGAAGAAAGAGCUGGCGUACUUUGCUAAAGCCCUCGAUAACCCAGAACGCCCCUUCUUAGCAAUUCUGGGAGGUGCAAAGGUAGCAGACAAAAUCCAACUAAUAGAAAAUUUGCUUGACAAAGUAAAUGAGAUGAUAAUUGGAGGAGGUAUGGCUUACACAUUCCUGAAAGUCUUGAAGGGAAUGCAGAUUGGGAACUCAUUGUAUGAUGAAGAUGGUGCAAACAUUGUAAAAGAUCUUGUAGCCAAGGCUGAGAAGAACAAAGUAUUAAUACACCUGCCAGUAGACUUUGUAACUGCAGAUAAGUUUGCUGAAGAUGCACAAGUUGGAGCUGCUACACUGGAAGAAGGCAUUCCUGAUGGUUGGAUGGGACUAGAUGUUGGUCCAAAAAGUAUUGUUCUCUUCAAACAGCCUAUAGGAAGGGCUAAAGUUAUAGUGUGGAAUGGCCCAGCAGGUGUGUUCGAAUUUGACAACUUUUCUAAGGGAACAAAAGCAAUGAUGGAUGCUGUUGUGGAAGCUACAGGAAGAGGCUGCAUCACAAUCAUUGGCGGUGGUGACACUGCCACGUGUUGUGCCAAAUGGGACACUGAAGACAAAGUCAGCCACGUAAGCACAGGUGGUGGUGCUAGCCUUGAGUUGCUGGAAGGUAAAGUUCUUCCUGGUGUAGCUGCUCUUUCAGAUGCGUAACUUUGUAAACUGCCAGGUAUUAUAUGGAUGGAUGUUAAUGUCUGUGACUGACUGGAUAUGUCUGUCAUAAAGUGAGUUACAUGAGCAGUCUUAACUGUUGUCGUAAAUUGUUCUUCAUAGGAGCAUAUACAAUGACCUUUAAAUGUUCAAAAAGAAUCGUAAAAGAGAAUCUUAGUGUAUGUGUUGUGUUUGUGUCAAAUUUUAAGUUAUUAAAUAAAACUGAUGUUAUAGAAAUAAAUGAAAUAACUAUC